Messenger RNA from Diaporthe amygdali, 786 nucleotides. RefSeq lists its product as uncharacterized. Bases 1 to 786 code for a protein of 261 amino acids. The record is from RefSeq and is a predicted model, not a curated record. NCBI's taxonomy places the organism in Eukaryota, Fungi, Ascomycota, Sordariomycetes, Diaporthales, Diaporthaceae. The transcript is spliced from 4 exons.
AUGCAACUCACCAGCUUCCUCCUCGCUAGUCUUGUUUCCGUCUCCCAGGCCGCGGUCAUCUGGGACGGCAGAUUUAACGACUUUACGAGUGCUAGCGACCUGAACAACUGGUCAUGGAGCAACCAGGUCGGGCCAUACCAGUACUACAUCCACGGCUCCGAAACCGUGGAUAAGUACAUAGAACUCUCACCCGACUACGUCAACCCGGCCGACACCUCGUCCAAGCAAGGGGCCAAGUUCACGCUCGACAGCACGGCGUACUGGAACGGCCAGACCAUGCGGCGCAUCGAGCUCAUCCCCCAGACCAGCGCAGCCAUAAAUCAGGGCAAGGUGUGGUAUCACUUUACCAUCUCGCGCAAGGACACGAACGCGCCCAGUGUGUACAGGGAACACCAGAUCAACUUCUUUGAGAGCCACUUCACCGAGCUCAAGUCGGGCUGGAUCAGCGGCGAGAGCGGCACCAGCAACCCCAAGCUGCAGUGGAUGGUCAGCCAGCAGAGCAAGUGGAGCGUGGACGAGUGGCAGCCUGAUGUCUUCUACAACUUUGCCUACGAGAUCGAUUUCUCGGCCAAUACGGUUGGGCUCUGGCAUUCUACCGGGGCGGCUGACCUGACCCAGGUGGUCGCACCAGUGUCGGCUUCGACUUCAUCGAACGGGGCUGACUGGCACCUUGGCGUUCUUGAGCUGCCUCGUGAUGGAUACUCUGACGCCAAUGAGGACUUUUACUUCUCUGGCGUCUACAUAGAGUCUGGCUCUAUCACCAAGACCGUUGCAGGCCCAGCUUAG